Messenger RNA from Capsicum annuum, 1844 nucleotides. RefSeq names its product E3 ubiquitin-protein ligase HAKAI homolog. The record is from RefSeq and is a predicted model, not a curated record. Gene Ontology annotation, biological process: regulation of cell adhesion; protein ubiquitination. Gene Ontology annotation, molecular function: ubiquitin protein ligase activity. The transcript is spliced from 3 exons. Lineage: Eukaryota; Viridiplantae; Streptophyta; Magnoliopsida; Solanales; Solanaceae. The coding region runs from base 242 to 1717 and encodes 491 amino acids.
CUCAUUUUGUAUAUUCUUUUAAGGAAAAAUAUUAUAUUUAUUUAAACUCAAUUGUUAUUUUUUAAUUAUUUAUUCUUUUAUAUAUUUCACUUGAUGAAACACACAAUCUAGUUAAAUAGAUAGGAGUCACUUCCCUCUUUAUUGAGAUGGGGGGGAGAGAUAAUUUGGGGCGUUUAACUAUUUGGAUGCCCACCUUUUAACCCUAGAGCAAGCGGCCCUUGAAUUCCAUUUUUGGGCAAAGAUGCUUCAGAUCCGGCUAAGCAAACCAGCGAGUGAGAGCGGUGGAGGUGCUAAGUCUUUGCCACCUGAUAAUGUUACAGUUGCUUGUCCUGAUCAUCUUGUUUUGGCUGAUCUUCCUGUAGCCAAAAGCCUUGGUACAGUAAAUGCUGCUGCUGCUGCUGCAUCUCUGGUUAAAACUGUUGGCCGUAGGUCGAGGAGGCAGCUUGGGGACCGAGUACAUUUUUGUGUUCGGUGUGACUUUCCAAUUGCUAUUUAUGGACGUCUGAACCCAUGUGAUCAUGCCUUCUGUUUAGAUUGUUCCAGGAGUGACUCUCUCUGCUACCUCUGCGAUGAACGCAUUCAGAAGAUUCAGACAAUUAAAAUGUUGGAAGGGAUCUAUGUAUGUGCAGCUCCUCAUUGUCUCAAGUCCUUCCUGAAGCAGACUGAAUUUGAAUCUCAUAUUCAUGAGAACCACAGUGAUCUCCUUCAUCAAGAAAAAGAUGCAAAUGUUUCAGAAUCUGCUAGUGCUAGAAAACCUGCAGCAUCUGAAUCUACAGUGCAAGCACCACCUAGGCCCAUAUUUUCUCCUAGUUCAGGUUCCCAGGGACAUGAUCGUGAAGACAAAGCUCAUAGUUCUCAAAUUAGAGACCAACAACCUCCUAGGCCUGUUAUACAACAAAAGCCACCUUUCACUGGUUCAGUCCAAAAUCAUCCACUAGAGCAACAGUCUGAUAGUAACCCCCCUCCAGGCUUUGAAAGGCCUGGCAUGCAGAAUCGGUUACCUCAGCAAGGUUUUGAUGCACAGGGUUCAUUGCGGCCAGACCCAGGUCACUUUCCAGACAAGCAGCAAGGGAUUAUAGGGAGUUCCCCGUUUCCUGAAUAUCCAAUGCACAUGCCCCAACCUCAUGGCUUUGCGGUGCCUAUGAGUUCGAAUCCAGGUUUGGCUCCUCAAUUUGGUUAUCCUCAGUUUUCACCUGAUGGAGCCCAACCAUUUUAUGGUGCUGUUUCAUUUGAGAUGCCUAGGGCAGACUCAACUCCUGAUAUGGGAUCAGAACAAGGGUCUUUGCUGGGUUUUCCACCUGGUGCUGCAGGAAGUAUGAAUUUUCCAGAGAAUUACCCUCGGCAAUGGAAUAUGGGGCAGCCGGUUGGGCAGUUUGAGCCCACUGCAGUUCAACCUCCUGCCGAUCCCCAAGGAAGAGCAGUCUUUUUCCAAGGUGACUAUGGAAGGAAUGCAGGUGUAAUGUCCUCAAACCUGCCACCUCCGCCUUCAGCCAACAGAGGAUGGGAAGGUGGACAGACUAGUAAUUCAAUGGACAACAGAGAUAGCAAAGGUAUAGUGAUGCCACAACCUAUGACCCUCCCACCGCCCCCACCUUUACCUCAUCACAUGUCACAACUCCAGAGAGGGGGCAGACACUACGGCGAUACAAGUCAUGAUGGACAGGGUUAUGGUUGGCAACACGAGAAGCGUGAUAGUUUCGGAAGCAGUCAGGACUAGUUAUGUUCUUAUUGUUCCUUGUGUCUUUUUGUAAGAACAGCUUAUUUUGUGUUGCCUACAGCGUAGUUUAUUUUCUUAAACUACCAACGUUUUUUGUGAAAGCUGAAACGUUAAGACUUCCCUGAUA